Paramecium sonneborni is the source of this 1002-nucleotide messenger RNA. The record is from the annotation of a GenBank genome assembly. Lineage: Eukaryota; Ciliophora; Oligohymenophorea; Peniculida; Parameciidae.
AUGAAAGUUCUUCUUCUAAUAGCAAUUAGCUAUGUAGUUCAAUGUUGGUGGGAUGUAGGUCAUAUGAUGACUGCAUAAAUAGCAAAGAAUUACUUAAGAGAAAAUCGUCCAGACGUUUUAGCUUGGGCUGAUUCAUUAGUUUAAGAUUUAAACCCACUUACAGAUGGAAAAUCUAACACUUUUGCAGAAGCUGCUGUAUGGAUGGAUGACAUAAAAGAAACAGGAACUUCAUUUAUGAAUGAUUGGCACUAUACAGAUCGACCCAUAAAUCCAGAUGGUUUAUUAAUUAAAUUAGAUGAUCAAACUAGGAAUAUUAAUUCUAUUUAUGCAAUUAACCAAGCAGUUUCUGUACUCACUAACACCAAAACAGCUAGAAAUAGACAUACUAUGUUUAAAGCCUAGAUGCUUAGAGUAUUACUUCAUGUUAUUGGAGAUUUACAUUAACCAUUACAUGAUACUACAUUUUGGAAUGCAACUUAUCCUAAUGGAGAUUAAGGAGGAAAUUUCAUGAAAGUGCAAGUAAAUUUGAAAUUUAUAUUUUUAGUUAGAAAAUGGAACUUUAGUGAAUUUACAUUCCUUUUGGGAUGCAGGAGCAUUUGCAUUUAAUCCAAACAAUUCUUUUCUUGUAAGACCUUUAAGUUAAAGUGAUCAAGAAUAUUUAAAUUCAUGGUCAUUAGAUGUAAUUAAAAAGUAUUAAUAUACAAAAUACAGUAAUUUGGAUAUGAGGUAUUUUGUAUUUAUAAAUAUCUAAAUAGCAAUCCAACAGUUUGGACAUAUGUUGGAUAUAGAUAAGCAAUGCAAUUUGUAUAUCCAAUGAUUGCAACAUCAAAUAGCUACAAUAAGGAUUAUACUCUAUAAGCAUAAUAAUUCUGUGAAGAGAAUUUGGCUAUUGGAGGAUAUCGUUUAGCAUAGAAAUUAAUGGAUAUAUUUGAUCAGAUUAUUUUAAANCAAAUAAAUAAUACUAUUAUUUUAUUAUUAAUUUAUAUAAAGAGCAUUCUAUGA